CGCUGUUGGUGCCGCUGCCCCGCUGUAGCUCCACCCGUAUUCAUCGUUCAUCGUUUGGGAGCUACCGUGGCGCACCACCCCCCGUCAGGCGUGGCCACAACGCAACCUCUUCCCCUAGCUGGCGUGAAGUUGCAUCAGCUGCCUCGCUUUCGUUCAUUUCCAGCGUGUGUUUUUAUUUCUUGGAUUUCCCGCGUCAAUUUUUUUUUUUUUUUUUUUCAUAUUUUUGUGUCUUCAACCUUCUUUAUUGUUUUAUUGUUUCGUUUGUACAUUUCCUAUUGGGCUUCCUUCUCUACUCCUUUUCUUCUUUCCUUUUGUGUCCUCGCACCUGUGCCAGGUGUCUCAGCUGCCAUGGACGACACCUCCAAAGAGAGGUCACCCUCGCCCACGACCGAGAAACCUCAACCCGCCAAUGAGCCCGUCGACGAUCAGACAAAUGCCAAAAAGGCUCGCCCAGAACGUACAGCAUCGUUCCAGGAUUAUAUGCGAGUUUUCAAAUAUGCUACCGCAUGGGAUUUCGUUGCAUACGCUGCAGGCAUCAUCGCCUCUAUUGGUGCUGGCGUUACUCUCCCACUCAUGAAUGUUGUCUUUGGUAAUUUUGUCGGCAGCUUUAACGACUUCGGUAACUUCGCCGAUCCCAGCAACUUCGCCAACCCUGGCAGCUUCAAAGCCGCCUACGACAAGAAAGUGGCAGACUUUCUUGGCAAACUCAACCAGCUAUCGCUAUACAUGUUUGCUCUAUUCAUUUGCCGACUCACUCUGAACUAUAUCAACAAAUUUGCUUUUCGUAUGAUUGGUAUCAGGAUCUCUUCAGCCGUCCGACUUGCCUAUCUUCGAGCACUAUUUGCUCAGAGCAUCCACGUCCUUGAUUCUCUACCCCCUGGAUACGCCACUACCACCAUCACCUCUACGAGCAACACUUUACAGCUAGGAAUCUCAGAGAAACUGGGUGUCUUUGUAGAGUUCAAUGCUACAAUUGUUGCCGCUGUCGUCAUUGCCUUUGUGCGAAGCUGGGAGUUGACUCUCGUUACUGCUUCUGCCAUUCUGUUCAUUAUGAUCAGUAUAGGCGCCAUUCUGCCCCUCAUCGUUAAGCACCACGGCCAAAUCUCAAAAUCUGAGGCGAAAGCAUCAGCUGUUGCUUCUGAAGCCAUGGCGAGUCUGCGUAUGAUUGCAGCCUGUGGUGCCGAAUCCAGGAUAGCUAAAAAGUAUGCUACAUUUGUCGAACAAUCAAAAGUUCACGGCCGAGCAAUCAGUCCGUUGAUGGCCCUCCAGUUUGGCCUCAUUUUCUUCGCCCUUUACUCCGCUUUUGGCCUCGCAUUCUGGUAUGGCACCAAGGCCAUUAUCGAGCACCGAGUCGAUGACGUUGGAACGAUUGUCGUUGUUCUCUUCUCUGUCAUGAUGGUCCUAUUUUCUCUUGAGCGAACAUCGACGCCACUUCUUGCUGUUAGCAAAGCGACAAUUGCUGCCUGCCAAUUUUUCACAGUUAUUGACGCCCCACGUCCUGAUCCUGGCCACCUUCAAGAUCCUCAUGUUAAUGCCUCUGAGGACAUCAUCCUUGAAAAAGUCACUUUUGCCUAUCCCAGUCGACCUCACGUUAAAAUCCUUGACGAUUUGGAUCUACGGAUUGAAAAGGGAAAGAUCACUGCCAUAGUUGGGCCAUCGGGCUCCGGUAAGAGUACGAUUGUCGGUCUUAUCGAACGAUGGUACAGCUUGAAGGAACAGUACGUCGUUGCCAAGGCCGUUGAGCAGAAAAAGAAGAAGAAGAAGGGAGAUGAGUCAGAGUCAGAGGAUGCCGAGGCAAAUGCCCAGGAAGAAGAGCAGACUGGUCCUCCUAUUCCCCUUUCGGGAUCGGUCAGUACUUGUGGUCACUCACUUGACGAGAUUAACAUCAAAUGGUGGCGAUCACAGAUCGGUUUGGUUCAGCAAGAACCCUUUCUUUUCAACGAGACAAUCUUUAAAAAUGUGGCAAAUGGUCUCAUGGGAACACGUUGGGAGAAUGAAAGUGAAGAAACGAAGCUCGAAAUGGUGAAGGAAGCCUGCAAGGAAGCCUUUGCUGACGAGUUCAUUGACAAACUCCCUGAUGGUUAUAACACACUGGUUGGUGAUAGCGGAGCAAAGCUUUCUGGUGGUCAACGCCAGCGUAUAGCUAUUGCCAGAUCAAUUGUUCGCCAGCCCAAGAUCCUCAUUCUUGAUGAGGCCACCAGCGCCAUCGACGUUCGCGGAGAGCGUAUUGUGCAAGCUGCCCUCGAUAGAGUCGCCAAGAAUCGCACCACCAUCACUAUCGCUCAUCGUCUUUCUACUAUUAAAAAGGCUGACCGAAUUGUUGUGCUAAAGAAAGGAAAGGUUGUCGAGUCCGGUACGCAUGAGAGCCUACUUGAUAUUACCAAUGGUGUCUAUUCUGGUUUGGUCAAUGCUCAGGCUCUUUCUCUCGGUGAACCUACAGAGGCAGAUGAGGCUUUGGAAGCCGAACCGGAAGACCUUGCACUCGAGACAACCAAAAGCGCAGCUCAGUCUGUUGGUGAACAAGACAAGCCCAAGGAUGCCAAGGAGAAACUUCGCGGCCUCUUGACAAGCUUCGGUCGACUCUUUUAUGAAACCCGCAGCCAUUGGUACAUGAUGAUUUUGACCAUUAUAUUUGCGGCUAUUUCUGCCUCUGCAAUGCCACUUCAGGCUUGGUUGUUUUCCAAAGUUAUCACCAUCUUCAAUAACAAGGAGACUCUGGCAAGCCAGAGCAACUUCUGGUCGAAGAUGUGGGUUACUCUCGCAGCUGUCGUUGGUGUCGGAUACUUUGGCACCUUUUUCUUUUCCACUCGAACCUCUGCUGUCAUUCGUGCCAAAUAUCAGAUUGAGUAUUUUGACAACAUGCUACACCAAAAGACAUCAUUCUUUGAUGAGGAAGAUCACUCCCAGGGUACCAUGACGUCUCGAACGACGUCCGAUCCUCAGCAACUGGAGGAACUCAUGGGAGCCAACAUGGCUAGUGUAUAUAUGGGAUUUUUCAGCUUGAUUGGUUCCAUUGCUAUUGCCUUCUCCUUUGGAUGGAAGCUCGCCCUUGUCUCGUUGUGCAUUGUCGUGCCAAUCCUUCUUGGCUGCAGCUACUGGCGCCUCCGAUAUGAAAUGGUCUUUAACAAGAUGAACGACGAGGUGUUUGCUGAGAGUUCCAAAUUCGCCUCUGAGUGCAUCGGUGCCUUCCGAACCGUCUGCUCCCUCACAUUAGAAGACGCCACCUGUGCCAGAUUUGAAACGCUAUGCCACAACCAUGUUGUCACUGCCUACAAGAAGGCCCGUUGGGUGAGCUUGCUGUUUGGAUUUUCUGAUAGCGCCACACUGGCUUGCCAAGCCCUCAUCUUUUACUAUGGUGGUCACUUGAUUGCCAACGGGGAGUAUAGUACUGAGGCAUUUUUUGUCAGUUUUAUGGCGGUACUGAACGCCGGAGAGGCAACCGGUCAGAGUCUAAGCUUUGGGCCCAACGUUGCCCAGGUCAAGGCCGCAGCCAACCGGAUUCUUAGCCUACGAGACUCUCGACUUAGGGAUGAUGUCUCCAAUUCCGAAGAGAUCCCCGAUACCAAGGGUGGCGUCAAGAUUGAGUUGGACAACUUGCACUUCAAGUAUCCCACACGCGAGACUGCCGUCUUCAAGGGUCUAAGCCUCACAAUCGAAAAGGGGCAGUUUGCUGCCCUAGUUGGCGCAUCUGGCUGCGGUAAAACAAGCAUCAUCUCUCUGCUCGAGCGAUUCUACGACUUGGAAAAGGGCCAGAUUCGGUGCAACGGCAAAGAUAUUACUGAUAUUAACAUUUACCAGUACCGCCGCCACCUUUCUCUUGUCGCCCAGGAAGCAACUCUCUUCCAAGGCACGCUUCGCGAGAACAUUCUUCUUGGUGUCGACGAUGAAACUACUACAGACGAGCAGAUGCACCAAGCGUGCCGCGACGCGUCUAUUCACGAAUUCAUUGUAUCUCUCCCCGAAGGAUACAAUACGAACAUUGGCUCCAAGGGUGUAACUCUCAGCGGUGGUCAAAAGCAGCGCAUCGCCAUCGCUCGCGCCCUCAUCCGCAAUCCUGACAUUCUGCUGCUCGAUGAAGCAACCAGCUCUCUAGACUCAGAGAGCGAGAAGCUCGUGCAGGAGGCGUUUGAGCGAGCCGGCAAGGGCCGCACAAUGGUUGUAGUUGCGCAUAGACUUGCGACUGUGCAGAACGCAGAUGUCAUCUUUGUGCUUGGCGAGGGCAAACUGCUGGAGCAGGGAAGCCAUACUGAGCUGCUCAAGAAGAGGGGUGUGUAUUGGCAAAUGUGCCAGAACCAGGCCCUCGAUCGAUAGAACGAUACGGUGUGCCGGGGUAAAAUUUUGUUUUAUAUGGUUGCUUUGUUUUUGGCAACUGGUGUUAUUCUGGGUACACUACACUCAAAGCAUUUGUUAUCUACGCCUCUGUAUUUAUUGUACAUAGACAAAAACGUCAGCUAAUUCCCCUUCUUCUGAAAUUGAACAUGGUUUUCUGUUUAUUCGAAGUGGCACAUCUAUUCUUGCUUAUUCCACUCGUGAUCCAGUACCUGCAGAAUCUCAUGAGGGUGUGUCAUGACAAAGUCGUGGCUGCCAGGUAGAACCUUCCAGACAACAUUUUCCUUGCCACCAAUCAAGGGCAGACCGUCGUUUUCGUAGUCGUCCUUGGAGAUGAUCUCGUCUCUCUCAGCCAGCAAGAUGAUGGUGGAUCCAGGCUUACGCUUGGCCAGCGAGCGCCAGACAUCGUGGCGCUGAACCAGCGGCGCAUAACGAAUGCAAGACAUGAAGGAGGGCACGAAGCCGCGGUGGUGCGCCACCAUCCAGCGCACAUACUGCGUGACCUUAUUCUCUAGUGGCUGCGCGACUGCCGCUGAUUCGGGGCUACCUAGCUCCGCUGCAGCAACUUCGAUGCCGGGAGUAGUCGGCAAGCUCUUGGGCAGCGGGUUCUUGGGCACCUUGCGCGACGAAGCAAUGGGCUGCUGGAGGCGCUGGCUUGUGAUCUGGUGCAGGAUGGCCUCGGGGAUUGCGCCGGACGAGAAUACAAAGCGUGUUAUUCUGCCAAAGCGCUCGGCGCGAAUGAGUCCGGCCGGGGCGAGCAACACGAGACUAGAGACGAGGUGAGGGAAUGUGUCUGCAAAGUGGGCUGCAAUGCCGCCUCCGAGUGAAUAUCCGACGACGCGAAUGGCGUUGUUGCCCGUCCAUGCGAGCUGGCUCGAUGCCAAGCACAGAAGCAUCUGGGAUACAUAUAGUCGUUCGUCGUGGGGGAGGUCGCCUACUCCGUCUGUAAAGCCGCGGCCAAAGAGGUCCUGAGAAUGGGGAGUUAGAGGACAGAACACAGCACAAAGGUGUAUAGGAUUCACUUACGAAUAGCAUAACGCGGCAGCCGCGCUCAACGAGGCCGUUUGCCAGAUGUGUGAGGGUCAUGCAUGAUGUGGUGAUGCCGUGAACAAAGAGGACCUUUUCGCCGUCCUCGGGGCCGAAUUCGUAGACGCGAAUGGAGCCAUACUGCAACAAUCACACCCUGGUUAGCCUAGUUUCUGUAUACUGUAGUACUUGGCAUCUAAUACAUACUGGUGUCUCGACGUCUCUGGCGCCUGGGAACUGGUCGGGCUGGUAUGAAAGACACGCGACUUCCUCCUUCUUCAUGCGAGGCAGCGUCGUCUUGAGCGGACUCUUGAGGACCUUUGCCCAUUUUGGCCACAGGAUAUCUCUGGACACAAUGAAUAUCGUCGCAGUAGCAAUCGCAGCUGUCGUGGCCACGGUUACGGGCGAUGCCGUCCAAUCCGGGCUUCCUGAGCGGAACGCCCACCAAUGCGAGAGUGGUGACGCCAUCGUUGGAGAGGGGAGGGGGAGCCGGCGUUGUUCGUGUACGGUUUGGUCGUUGUAAAGAAACAAGAGAAAGGAAAAAGUAGUCGAGAGAUCGAACGAAGAAAGGAAAAGCCGGUGUUAUAAUAUCGCGUGUUUUGGAAAAGGAAGAAAAGA
Messenger RNA from [Torrubiella] hemipterigena, 5973 nucleotides. Lineage: Eukaryota; Fungi; Ascomycota; Sordariomycetes; Hypocreales; Clavicipitaceae. The record is from the annotation of a GenBank genome assembly.